UAGGUAGCACUGCCCCUUCCCCGCUGUAGCUAGAAGCUAGCUAAUGGUUGAAUGCACAUUGAAUGAAAGUCAACGUCAGUUUAUUACAGUGAGACGACCAGCGACCAAAUAAGAUCUGCAAAUUGAGUCAUCGUAGGCUAUACGCCGUAGGUAGCUAGCGAGUCUGUUUUUAUAAGAGAUACGAUUACAAAUUGCAAAAUAUAGGCUGACUCCAGUUUUGAAAACGAAGGUAAAGGACCAAGCUCCGCAUGGCCACGCAGCGAGCCACGGCGCCCUGGGCUGCCUGGCUAGGGACCUCGGUGCUGUCGCUGCUAUUGUACCGGUGUUGGGCUGACGGUGGGGGGCCCAGCCUCGCCGAGCGAGUUAUAUGGGCAGUGAACGCUGGAGGGGAAGCGCACACAGACAUGCACGGCAUCCAUUUCAAAAAGGAUCCCCUGGAAGGGAAACUCGGAAAAGCCUCUGAUUACGGCGUGCGCCUGCCUAUCCUGCGCUCGAGUCCAGAGGACCAGGUUCUAUAUCAGACGGAGCGCUACAACGAGGACACUUUCGGCUACGAGGUGCCCAUCCGAGAAGAAGGGGACUACAUAUUAGUCAUGAAGUAUGCAGAGGUCUACUUUGCUCAGUCUCAGCAAAAGGUGUUUGACGUGCGUCUCAACGGCCACGUGGUGGUAAAAGAUCUGGAUAUCUUUGAGCGUGUGGGUCACAGUACAGCCCACGACGAAAUAGUCCCCUUCUCCGUCCGCCGGGGCAAGCUGAGCGUUCAGGGAGAGGUUUCCACCUUCAAUGGCAAGCUCAACGUGGAGUUUGUUAAGGGUUAUUACGACAACCCCAAAGUCUGCGCUCUCUACGUCAUGAAGGGAACACUAGAAGAUGUACCGAAGCUCCAGCCCCACCCAGGCUUGGAGAAACGCGAGGUGUUGGUGGAGGAGGAGGAAGAGGAGGAAGACCCUGAGGUAGGGGAGGACAGCGGCAAGAAGAGCACCUCCGCAGCGCCCAAGAACCGCGUCCAAUCAGGGCCCCGGACACCCAACCCCUAUGCCGCCGACAACAGCAGCCUCAUGUUCCCCAUCCUUGUGGCGUUUGGCGUGUUCAUCCCCACACUGUUCUGCCUCUGUCGGCUCUGAGCAUCUGGCAACCAGAGGAGGAGAGGUGGCGGGGAGGGUGCUAGGGCAGGGGUCUAAACGGACAAUAAAUGGAAUAGCGAGAGAGACGGAGUGAGUGAGGGGGACAGAGAGAGACGCCAUGGGAUGAGUUGAAGAUGACAUUACUGCUACAAAAGCAUACAUACAGGAGAUGGAGGCAGGAGGAUGGUGUUUGUUCUCAAUUGUUUUGUUUUUUUAAAUAUGGUGAAGGUGCAAACCAGUUACCAGGGUGUGUUUCUUUUUUGGUUUUUUGGUUUUGCAAGAAAACUGUAAGGGGAGGCGGUUACCAUGGGAUUUUACUGUUGAAUGUGUAGGUGCUGGGGUGAUCGUGUGAUUGUGUUCAACAUCCAUUGGCGCUGGCCCUGAACAAACUUACUUGCAUCCUUUUCACCAACACAAGACGUGGCAAGAUCUAGAGUUAAUCUGUCUUAAGUUGAACACCACAUGUUUUCUUGAGUUGUACAAAACAUGGGUUACGGUUGUGGACCUAUGUUCUAGUGCAGGGUUUAGUAACUCAAACAUUGGACACUUGCUCUGCAUAAGUUUCAACACACACUCACUGAACUCAAACUUCUAAAGGAGAACUAAUUGGGUGUUUUAACAGUAAGCACAGUAAUUGGCUAAUGAGAAUACAGUGGCCAUUUGAUACUGUUCAUAUUUCAUUUGUGAAUGAUUUUGGCUCUCUGUAGUGUGCUACUGAUUAUAACUGUGUACAAUCACAUUGGCCAGUAUCCUUCCCCACAUCUCUUAGUUGUUAUUCAGGGAGUAUAUACUCCCUGUCAGCUUUUUUUUU
Molecule: messenger RNA, 1935 nt
Organism: Gadus chalcogrammus (walleye pollock)
Lineage: Eukaryota; Metazoa; Chordata; Actinopteri; Gadiformes; Gadidae
Gene: mlec
Product: malectin
Exons: 6
Coding region: 249-1124 (291 amino acids)
Cellular component (GO): membrane
Molecular function (GO): carbohydrate binding
Source: RefSeq, a predicted model, not a curated record